Sciurus carolinensis (gray squirrel) is the source of this 1634-nucleotide messenger RNA. RefSeq names its product HYLS1 centriolar and ciliogenesis associated (gene Hyls1). Bases 295 to 1236 code for a protein of 313 amino acids. Gene Ontology annotation, cellular component: centriole; non-motile cilium. The record is from RefSeq and is a predicted model, not a curated record. NCBI's taxonomy places the organism in Eukaryota, Metazoa, Chordata, Mammalia, Rodentia, Sciuridae. The transcript is spliced from 4 exons. Gene Ontology annotation, biological process: cilium assembly.
CGGUUAACGGCAGGCUGUGUGCGUGGGCGGGUUGUGCGCCUGCGCGAGCCGGGGGCACUAACCGAAACCUGCGGGGUUCCUGUAGUGGGGCCACCGGACGCGGGGCGAUUUUUGGCCGUCGGUGAGGCGGGUUUUUGUUGUUGUUAACCUGAAUAAUAAUUCCAAUCAAGGUACAUUGAAAUAAGGUGGCACAAAAUUAACUAGCCUAAUUGAAGAGAUAUUACCAAUUGUUAUAUUUCACAUUGGGAGUACAACCUGGAGACAAGAUUCUAUUAUUUAAAUUAAGCAUUCCUGAUGGCAGAAAAAAGACAGUCCUACAGUGUAGGGGAAGCAAUGGAGGAACUUGUAGGACCAAAUGGACAAAAAUGGGCAAAUAUGGAUCCAGAAGAACGAAUGUUAGCAGCUGCUACGGCAUUUACCCAUAUCUGUGCAGGGCAGGGUGAGGGAGAUGUCAGGAGAGAAGUCCAAUGUAGCCAGUACGAUCCCUACAGUAAAGCUUCAGUAACACCAGGGAAGCGACCUGCUUUUCCUAUGCAACUGCAGUACCCACAUAUAGAAAGUCAUACUGCAUCAGAAACCGUCUCAGAGGCUUCCCAAAGACUCCGAAAGCCAGUAAUGAAGAGAAAGGUGCUUCGUAGAAAGCCAGGAGGGGAAGUAUUAGUGACAGAUGAGUCAAUUAUCAGUGAAUCAGAAUCUGGUGGAGAAACUGAUCUUGAUCUCUGGGACUUAAAACAAAGAUUAAUGAAUCUGCAGUUCCAGGAAGACAGGGAAUCCCCAGUUGAUACUUCACAAAAAGUUAAUCUACCACAUGAAUACCAAGGAAUUUCACAAGAGCAGCUCAUUUGUUAUCUUCAAAGAGAAGGAAUGGGCUCUCCGGCUUAUGAACAAGACCUGAUUGUUGCCAGCAGACCCAAGUCCUUUAUUCUUCCAAGGCUGGACCAGUUAAGUCGAAACCGGGGCAAGAUAGACCGCGUAGCCCGAUAUUUUGAGUACAAAAGAGACUGGGACUCAAUGCGGUUACCUGGUGAAGAUCAUAGGAAGGAGUUACGCUGGGGUAUCAGAGAACACAUGCUUUCCCGAGCAGAACCCCAAUCCAAGCCUCAGCAUGUGUAUGUUCCAAACAAUUACCUAGUACCAACUGAGAAGAAAAGAUCUGCCCUUCGUUGGGGUGUUCGUUGUGACCUUGCAAAUGGUGUCAUGCCCAGGAAGCUGCCCUACCCUCUUUCUCCUUCUUAAGACUUUUUUCCUGUCUCUCCUUCCAGAGGAUUUGUUUAGGAUAACCUGCUGCUUUAUAUCCUUUUAAAUAGAAACAACUGACUUGAAAAGCCCACAGAAUAUUGUAUAGAAUAAGAACUUCACCCAUCAUUGGGAGAAAAGCCAGUUGGGGAAGUAUAGCUGUGUAUCACAUAGGUAUCAGACACCACUUAACUUUCAAAUUACCACUCUCAAGUGCAGCAAUUGCAUGAGCAUAUUAAUGCUAGAGAAAGAAAACCUACCUUGUCUUUGUAUUUUGUCCAAUUAGUAAGCACUAUUUCUGUUCAAUAACCUUUUUACCUUGAGGCAGUGUGAAUUGCUGUGUUUAAAUGUGUUUUUAUGUUGGUGGACAUUAAACUUAUCUAUUAAAGAAUUUUGGA